This is a messenger RNA of Scatophagus argus, 1588 nucleotides long. It is a transcript of the gene tekt1, whose product is annotated as tektin 1. The record is from RefSeq and is a predicted model, not a curated record. The transcript is spliced from 8 exons. Gene Ontology annotation, biological process: cilium movement involved in cell motility; cilium assembly. Bases 132 to 1364 code for a protein of 410 amino acids. NCBI's taxonomy places the organism in Eukaryota, Metazoa, Chordata, Actinopteri, Scatophagidae. Gene Ontology annotation, cellular component: nucleus; microtubule cytoskeleton.
GGAGGAGAUUGGUGACUGCUUUUUCCAUCCGCCUAUGACGUGUGUCAUCCAUUGCCAUAGCAACCGUUUGUUUCGUUACACUUUAAAUCGAGCUAGAGGUAGGAAACGUCAAAACCAAUCCGGAACAAGUAAUGGAUCACCAGUGGAGAACGAUGUCUGUCCCGCAUCACGGUCCCCGACAAGAUGCUGUACAGAACUUAGUGAAUGCGGAGGUUAUACGGGACCACUCUGAGCUCUUCAGGGCAGAAUGCUCAAGGCUGAUCAUGGAAACUGACAAAGCAUGCAAACACUUGCAAAAUGUUGACAACAAGCAACUAGAUCAGCGGGUCAGAGACAUCCAGUUUCUGAAGAAGGAGUUGGAGCUGAAGCUGGAAGAGAUUAUUGUGGAGACUGACGACCUCACAGCAUUGCAGAGCAGAGUGGUGAAAGCCCUGGAGGCCGGCAAAGAGCCUCUGAGGGUCACCGUUCUCUGCCUGGAGGAGAGAAUGAAACGUCGCCCAUCUGAGAGGCUGCAUGAUGAGGUGGACAGAGAGCUGCUGAAGGAGAGGGAGGUUUUUGAGGCAGUGGCUUCCCUUCUGAAGAGCGUAGUAGAGCAGAUCACUGAGCAGAUCCGAUUGAACCGAUGUGCUAAGUACCUGCUAGAGCAAGAUCUGAAGGAGAAAUCUGGGGCUCAGUCCAUCGACAACUCCUGUGCCUUAAUGGCCCUCCAUUCCAUCAACAACACGCAGUCCAAAAACACCAAAACUCUUCAGCCGAGUGUUUUGAGGCCUUUCUCUCUCAGCUUGGCAGUGACUCCAAAGCAGUGGGAGAACAUCUCAGACGUCAACAUAGCUAAAGCGGAGCAGCAGAAGACCAACUCUCAGUCCCUACGGGCCCUGGUAGAGUCUCUCAUGGAGCAGACUGCUGCUGACAUGCAGAAGCAGUUCCAGGCAACAACAGCAGUCUUUCAGAUGAACAUCCAGGAGAUCAAAUCUGCCAAGAGCCAGAUGGAGGAUCAACUGGCCAAGAUGCUGCCUGAGUGUGCCAGCCUGCAGAGGAGCCGAGAAGACCUCCAUGUAGCCAUCAAGGAGACCGAAUGUGCUCGGAGUUUGACUGAGGCCCGGGUGGCUUUACGUGGCCAGAGGCCUGCCAAAGAGCAAUGCUACGAUGCAGCACAGUCCCAGCUCCUUGCAGAGGUCCAGCAACUCACCGCUCACAUCAGCAAACUACGUGAGGCAGUGGACCAGUCAGAGGAAGAGCUCAGGGCUCUGAUUCGCUCUCAGCUGGAGUUGCAGGAAAACAUUGAGAACAAGGCCAACUCUCUCUACAUUGACGAGGUCAUCUGCACCCAGCACAGGGAGCCUAUUAUCAUACGUAACUUCUGAUCAGUCAGUAACAGGAAAUGUCUUUAUGUACCUACUUUUUCUUUGCAUGUACAGUUAUACAAAAUUCCCCUCAAAAUAUAUGUACAGACUUCUAACGUCUUCACUGUGCGAGCUGUGUGCUACCGUCUAACACUGGUUUCAGUCCUUGUUUUGUCUGAUCUCCUUAUGAAGAGCUAACAUUUAACCCAAUAAACAAAGCCCUUGAAUCAUAUUUCAUGCAAAAA